Cuscuta campestris is the source of this 711-nucleotide messenger RNA. NCBI's taxonomy places the organism in Eukaryota, Viridiplantae, Streptophyta, Magnoliopsida, Solanales, Convolvulaceae. The record is from the annotation of a GenBank genome assembly.
GUUGUUUGUUGUUAUUCACUUCAUCGUUACAUAUGAUUAAUUAGGGUUUUGAUGCUUUAUCUAAUUGAAUUGCAGCGGCGGCUAGGUAGAGAUGGCACGCACCAAACAAACUGCACGUAAAUCUCACGGCGGAAAGGCUCCGAGGAAGCAACUUGCUACCAUUGCUGCACGGAAGACGACGCCGCAUGCAGGAGGGGUGAAGAAGCCGCACAGGUACAGGCCGGGAACGGUGGCGCUGAGAGAGAUAAGGAAGUACCAGAAGAGCACAGAGCUUCUGAUCAGGAAGCUCCCCUUCCAGAGGCUCGUCCGGGAAGUUGCCCAAGACUUCAAGACGGACCUCCGCUUCCAGAGUCACGCCGUGUUGGCCCUUCAGGAGGCCGCCGAGGCGUACCUUGUCGGCCUCUUUGAGGACACCAACCUCUGCGCCAUCCACGCCAAGCGCGUCACCAUCAUGCCCAAAGACGUCCAGCUCGCCAGGCGAAUCCGCGGCGAGAGGGCUUAGCUUUGAUGAUGAUGAUGAUCAUCCCAUGGUGGUGAAUUGUUGACGAUGGAAUAAAGAUCACUGCUUGUUAAUUUCAUUUCUAGCACAAUCAACAUAAGUUUAAGGUUAUGAUUUUCAGUUUCUGUUACUAGCUAGGUGGACGAAUCAGAUGAAAUUUAUAUGAAUUGAAUCUGAUGCAACUAUAAUUAUAAUAAUAUGGCACUCCAAUA